Messenger RNA from Cladophialophora yegresii CBS 114405, 912 nucleotides. RefSeq lists its product as uncharacterized. Lineage: Eukaryota; Fungi; Ascomycota; Eurotiomycetes; Chaetothyriales; Herpotrichiellaceae. The record is from RefSeq and is a predicted model, not a curated record. Bases 1 to 912 code for a protein of 303 amino acids. The transcript is spliced from 2 exons. Gene Ontology annotation, cellular component: elongator holoenzyme complex. Gene Ontology annotation, biological process: tRNA wobble uridine modification.
AUGCCCCCAGCAAUCCCUCCGCCGCUAGUCUCUUACCUGGAGUCCAGCCUUGCUUCACUUCACGGCCAGACCCUCAUCACCUCAGUGCUUGGUACGCCCUCACCAUGGCUGCUGCUACGAUUCGUCUACGGGGCCAUGUACGGCGUGGGGCAUGACUCAGAAGCCAGACAACUCGGCGAGGACUCAGCAGUAAGGCCGGGGGAAAGUCCUGUGGUCUUCGGACUUGAUUUCCAAGUGCUGCUCCGGGGCAAGAAGAUUGUCUACGUCGACGGGCUUACUGAUGGUUCGCCACCAGCAGGGCCUGGAAACUCUUCGCUUCCACCGACGACCAAGCUCAAAGCUCUGACUCUGGACGAGCUACGGCGCUCUAUGGAUGUGGCUUUAAAGAGUUGGUUUACUGCUACAACGGACACCUCUACAUCCGGGGUAGGCGCAUCUUCGGGCUCCUCUUCGUCUGCGGGAUCUGCAGACGCGAAAUCACUUAUUCUUCUCGAUGGCAUUGAUUUCCUCCUGGCUUGCCAACCCUUCAUCUCCACAGUCUCAUUGCAAGCGCUCCUUUCAACAUUACGGACGCGGUCUCGCGCUCUGGUACUCACCUGCAAUGCCGAUGCUCCGCUGCUGCAAACUGCUACAUCUGGCAAUCAUGAUGGCGGGACGCCCUUGGAACGCAAUCAUGCGCACUUCUUGACGUCCAUAGCCCAUCAAAGUCGGUGGGUGUUCCAGCUCAGAGGGUUGGACACCGGCAGCGCGAAGGAUGUUUCCGGCGUUAUCAGGGUUAGUAAAGGUGGUGAUGGAGGAGACGGCGAGAAUGAGAUCUCGACUUCAGGCCGUACAACAGAUCUGCCUGAUACAGAAUGGUUGUAUCAAUUGAAAGGAGAUGGUUCGGUGAGGGUCUGGGGGCGUGGAGAAUAA